AACACAGCACUUUUCCUGUCCAAGAUCCGGCCACAGAUCGGUGCUCUGCUCGGAACCAUCGUAACCAUGGCCGACUGUAAGAGCGAGACUCCAACGGAGAAGGAGACGCCGAAACCGAAACCGAGACCGAUCGUGCGUCUCGGCAUCUUCCUCAUCUCUCACAGCUUCCUCGUCAGUGUUGUUUGUUGCACUGCUGGUGUUCUGGCUCUGCUCCUCCUUCCUGUUCUCGCCAAGAACACUUACAUCUCCGAAAAUGCCCUCAUGCCAGGUUCUGCAAGUCCCAUAAUUUCUAAUCAGGAGGUUUUGGGUGGAAAUAAAUUGGUUAAGGAUCUAACCAACCUGAAUUCUAAAUAUUUGAAUGGGGGAAUAGGUGGUCAGGGAAUCAUAGCAAAGUACAUGUCAGACUUGGGUGAUGAAGUUAGUUAUCACAAAUUCCACCCUCAGUCAAAUAGGUUUCAUCCACUGCACUUUUUCUCUGAUCCUGAUUUUGGAGCUCAAGAGAACUUCAGUUGCUCAUCAUAUGGCAUCAACACUAUUGGGAUAGUAAGGGCUCCACGUGCUGAUGAGUCCUUCUCCGUAGAUUCACGAUAUGGAGAAUAUGCUUCUGUUGCUGCUUGGUUAAAAGAUUAUCAUGUGCCUAAAUUUAGCAGUCUGAGUUCUCCAAAUGUGGAGAUGUGCCAUGAUGUUAAGAAUCUUUAUGAGUCAGAAGGCAAAUUCAUAACUGGUGAUUUUAGACAUGCUGGAACUAUGGCUGCUGUUCCGGUCUUGAAGGUCAGUGACAGAACUGAAGAAUUGGAAGACAUGGUUAGCAUUUAUGCUGAGGCAUCGGCAGAUCCCAAACUUGGACCUCAUCAAUAUUGUAUAUUACUUGGCAGCUCAUUAUAGGCAAGGUUUUCGUGUGAAGGUAGAGAGAUUGUGGUCCCUACUUGACUGCAGUUUGCCCAAAGGUUUGGCAAUAAUAAUUGAUUAUGUGGGAGAAGUGGCUAGAAGAUUAAAUCCUGAAUGGAAGUUUGGCAUCCUUGCUACAGAUUAUAUUGAAGGCACUGCUACACUUGCUAGUUGAUUGUACUCUCAGGUAGCGUCCUCUUUUGGUUAGUUUAUCUAUUAAUUUCCUGCUUUCUUCUCUUGGGGUGUUAGAUGCCAAAUAUCUGUCACUUUAAGUAUCAAAUUGAAGGAUCAAGAAAAUUAAGAAGUUGCAUGUUCUUGCUAUUCUCUAUUACCAAGCACAGAUAUACUUUAUCUCUGUCUGUUGUCAGGCCCUGGGUGUUCCCACAGGUCCACAUGGUGCAUUUCGUGAUUACCAGGUUGAUGCUAUCACUUUGGAGUUUUCACCCAAAUUUACUUCUGAUAUGAAGGUCAGGCGCAAUGAUUUCUUUCUAAGAGGUGGCUAGUAAGUGCUCAUGCACAUCAAUUCCUCUUUGUAACUUGAAUUCCUAUUUCCAGAUGCUGCCUGAAACUUACAAAAUUGGGAUCAGUCUUGCAGAAUAAGUCAUCUUUGAUACAUGAUUGUGACUUCUAAAUUCAACUCUUGAGGAUGAUUUAAAUGAAAGUUAUUAACUGUAGUUAAGAAGUAUUAGGAGUACACGAGUUUCAUAAUUUGUUUAGCAUCUUGAUAAUUUACUGUUACUCUCAUUUUCCUGAAGGUUAUCCUUCUGCUUGAGGCAAAAACCAACAUUUAGCCCCUUACCUUACAAAGUUGAUAGGUUUAGCCUUUCACCUUAUAAUAUGGCACUUUUAGCUUUUUACCUUACAAAUUUGAUAGGUUUUAGCCCCUCAACUUACAAAGUUAGUAGGUUUUAAUCUCUCACCUUAUAUUAUGAUAUUUUUAGCCUCUCACUUAUACGAAUUGAAGAAAAUAACUCUCACGUA
Molecule: messenger RNA, 1869 nt
Organism: Rubroshorea leprosula
Lineage: Eukaryota; Viridiplantae; Streptophyta; Magnoliopsida; Malvales; Dipterocarpaceae
Source: the annotation of a GenBank genome assembly